This is a messenger RNA of Lolium rigidum, 571 nucleotides long. Its product is annotated as cysteine proteinase inhibitor 8-like. The record is from RefSeq and is a predicted model, not a curated record. Gene Ontology annotation, molecular function: cysteine-type endopeptidase inhibitor activity. The transcript has 2 exons. The coding region runs from base 43 to 447 and encodes 134 amino acids. NCBI's taxonomy places the organism in Eukaryota, Viridiplantae, Streptophyta, Magnoliopsida, Poales, Poaceae.
CCAAUCGACUUGAAGGCAGGAUCUAGCCGCGGCCUGGUAACCAUGACAAGGAUGAGCACCCUACUCUUUCUCCUCGUCGCCGGCGCAGCCGUCCUUCAUGCCGCUGCCGCGCUCGAUGCAACCGUCCCUGACGCCGCUGCUGCUGCCGCGCCCAGUGCAGCGCUUGACGGGAAGUGGAAACCGAUCAUCAACAUCACCGACCCGCACGUCCAGGACCUCGGCCGGUGGGCUGUGGUGAAGCACACGUGGGUGUACAACGACGGGCUCAGGUUCAGCAAGGUGGUGAGCGGCGAGAUGCAGAUCGUUGCCGUCGGCAUAAACUACCGGCUCGACGUCGACGCGCUGAGGAUGAACGACGCGCACGCCAUGUAUAAGGUGGAAAUGUUCGAGCAGGACUGGCCGACGGUCACCACCCGAAAGCUUGGAUCCUUGGUCCCGGCCAAGUGAGCCGUCGACGUUGAGUGUUUUUUUGUGUGUUGUUGUUGUAAUAAGACUUUGGAAGUUUGAGCAAUAUAUGGUCCUGAGCAACUCCUGCUCGCGCGGGGGCAAAAUGUUUCUCAUGAUCUUUCUA